Molecule: messenger RNA, 801 nt
Organism: Drosophila subpulchrella
Lineage: Eukaryota; Metazoa; Arthropoda; Insecta; Diptera; Drosophilidae
Exons: 2
Coding region: 39-344 (101 amino acids)
Molecular function (GO): serine-type endopeptidase inhibitor activity
Source: RefSeq, a predicted model, not a curated record
GAUACUCCAGCGGAACCAUCAUCUUAAAUACUAUAAAAAUGGCCUCCCACAGUCAGUUGAGAAUAACCGUUUGGCUCUGUGUGGUUUUAACCAUAAUCCUGGAUCAACAAUUUACCGCAGAGGCUCGCGUGCGAGACCUGUGCCAGAUGGUGCCGAGCACUAAUGGAGUCUGUGGACCCACUACCGUGGGAAUCUAUUACGAUCCUGAGUUGCAACGUUGUCAGUACAAGGGCUGCAGCAACAGAAGACUCUUUGGAAGUCUGGAAGAUUGCGACAAGAUUUGCAACAAUCCGCGACACGUGAAGCGCCGCAACCAAGCAAAGGCCAACGAAACUUCGCAUUGAACACACAAUAUAGAUACAUAGGGAAACUCUGUUGCUCAUUUUAAAUAUGCUUGCAAAAUAUUCAGACUGAGUUUAAAAUGAACCAAGCUUGCAAAUUUGAGUGUAGAACUGGAGUGUUAUAUACCUUAAGGAUUAGAACUACCUUGUUUACCCUUUGCGAAGCAGCAAGCAUUUGUUCCCUCUGUUUAUAUUUAUGAAUAUCUACAUUACUUCUUCUACAUUUAAACAAAAUUUCAAAUUUUAGAAUAUAUUUUUUAGUUUUUAAUUAACUUUAGCUUGAAAUUCAAACUUGUAAAUUUAACUUUUGCAGCAUAACUUGAUUUUAAGUGUUAGAAUACAUAAGAUUAAUUCAAACCAACGAACUACUUAUCUAAGACGUUAUCUAAAUAAUACAACAUUGAAUGUAUAUUAUAUAAUAUAACCAUCAGUUCGUAGAUAUACAUUUAUUUCACUUUAA